This is a messenger RNA of Geosmithia morbida, 1200 nucleotides long. RefSeq lists its product as uncharacterized. The transcript has 6 exons. Bases 1 to 1200 code for a protein of 399 amino acids. The record is from RefSeq and is a predicted model, not a curated record. Lineage: Eukaryota; Fungi; Ascomycota; Sordariomycetes; Hypocreales; Bionectriaceae.
AUGGCUGCCGUAGUGAAUGGCGUACCUGUCGCGAUCCCCCCCCCUGAAGGCUAUGUCGUCGACUUCGAGCAUCCUGCUCGGAACAGUGUCCCGGCAGCAUACUGGCUCUUCGGCGUCGGAAACUUCCUCAUGCUCAUCUUCAUGCUCCAGAGAGUCUAUGUCCGGGCGGUGAUACAGAAGACAGUCAAACUAGAAGAUGCUUUCUUGGGGGUUGCCUAUGUGUUCUCGGUCGUGUUGCAAACUCUGAUUAUUCGCGACUUCGUCCGUGGAAUCAUGGGAACCCACGCUUGGGAGAUGUCUCUCCCAAAAUUCUCCAGCUUUGCCCGCGCUCUAUACCUCCUGCCCAUCCUGUACAACCCCGUUCAGUGUGGUGCAAAGAUGGCCCUCCUCGUUGUCUACCGCCGCCUAGCGCCGCAAAGGUGGUUCCAUUACAGCCUGUGGUUCACCAUAUGUAUAGUGAUCGGCUCCUCCCUAGCAAUCACUUUCGUCACUAUCUUCCCCUGCAAACCGAUCCGGGGAGCGUGGGACGUCACCAUAACUGACGUCAAAUGCAUCAACCGCGAGGCCGUGUACAAGGCGACUGCAGCGCUGGGCGCUGUGACCGAUGCCAUGGUGCUUGCCGUCCCCAUCCCUAUCGUUGUACCGCUUAGGAUCCCUAGGCGGCAAAAGAUUGGCCUGCUAUUUUUCUUUAGCCUCGGUGGAUUAACCGUCUUCACGUCCAUCAUGCGACUGAUUACACUCAUCAAGUCUAUGGAUACUGUGGAUCAAUCCUGGGGUGGCGGGCCCGUCCUCCUUUGGAUCUUCGCCGAAGCCAACCUGUCAGUCAUCUGCGCCACGCUCCCGACCAUCAAGCCUUUCUUUAGGAAACUCUCUCCCUAUCUUGUGGGCGCAUCGAGCAAUGCGGCAUCCAGGGCCGGUCCAUCCAUCAACAAAGAUACGACUCCAACUUUUAGGGGAACCGGCACGGAGCCCGUACCGAGAUAUAAUGGAUACGAAAGAUUCGACGACAGCCCGAUGUACCCUCUCAAGACAAUGGUAAACGUCGAGGUCGGAAAGGCUGACGGCCAGGAUCACCAGCAAGGUGAUUCGAAAUGGACCCGUAAGCCUCAGACGUCGCUUCAACGUCACCCCGACGACUCAGGGUCAGAGAAGGCUAUUGUGCAGACACGUACGACGACUAUGUCGUAUUCCAGGAGAUAA